Messenger RNA from Purpureocillium takamizusanense, 1620 nucleotides. Its product is annotated as N-terminal L-serine N(alpha)-acetyltransferase NatD. The record is from RefSeq and is a predicted model, not a curated record. Bases 311 to 898 code for a protein of 195 amino acids. Gene Ontology annotation, cellular component: nucleus. Lineage: Eukaryota; Fungi; Ascomycota; Sordariomycetes; Hypocreales; Ophiocordycipitaceae. Gene Ontology annotation, molecular function: histone H4 acetyltransferase activity; protein N-terminal-serine acetyltransferase activity; histone H2A acetyltransferase activity. The transcript is spliced from 3 exons.
ACCACUUGUCGCGCGUGUCCGCAAAAACUCCGACUUACACGCCCGCGAGACCGGGGCGAACCAAUGCCUCCUGAAUUGGCACGAGUCACAUGCCCUGCGCGGCGCUCGUCCAGCGGGAAGCAAUGGCGGACACGUCGGCCGAGGCGUGCGACAGACCGGCGGCGAGGGUGCCGACGCGCCGCAAGCCGCGAGAUGCCAUAGCAACGGCCCACGGCAAGGCCAACGACGAGUUUCUCAAAGAAUUCGUCCUAUCAAGGUCAACAGUGACCGCUGGCCGACUUGGCGGCAUCCAAAGACGGGCGGCGAGUAUAUGCUCAGCAUCUUGCAGCCGCGGGACAUGACCGACGGGGAGCUGGAUGCCUGCUUUGACCUGGUAGAAAAGACAAGCGGCGACGACUACCGCAGCUCCUCGGUCGGGUGGCAUCCGGUGGCCAAGAAGAAGGAGAUGCGUCUGCCGGAUCUGCGGUACAUUCUCGUCAAGGACCGUGACGAGCAGGUCCGCGGCUUCACGUCGAUGAUGCCGACGUACGAGGACGGCGAACCGGUGGUGUAUUGCUACGAGAUCCACCUCGAGGACGAGCUGCAAGGCACGGGCCUAGGGAAGCAGCUCAUGGGCUACCUCAUGGCGGCGGCGGAAGGCAUUCCGUCGAUUGGAAAGGCGAUGCUGACGUGCUUCGCAAGCAAUGCGCGCGCGAGGGCCUUUUACGAGGGCCUCGGGUUCGGGCUGGACGAGUCGUCGCCGCGGGAGAGGAGGCUGAGGGGCGGCAAGGUGGUGGUUCCCGACUAUGUCAUCUUGAGCCGCAGGACGGCGCGGGCGAGGGCGCGGGGCGGCGGCGGCGGGCCCGUCGCUGGGGACGGGAACACAGUCGGCGAAAAGGAUGGCGUUGCGGGACGUUGAAGAGAUGUGUGAGACGCACGUUAGGGAAUCAUUCGACGGAUGCAUGCUGGGACCCGUAGUGUGGUUAGACUGCGGCCGGACGCGAGUGGCGGACUGCUGCUGCUGCUGUUGCUGCUUUGUCGGACUCUUGGUCGUCUCGUCAUUGAUCCUUCGCGGUGCUGCAUUUCGACAUGGGACCACCCCAACGUCCGACGCGCCGACAUAGCAGGUCCUGGCAAUUACAAUAUCUGUGCCCAAUGUUUGAAGCCCGUCCCCUGCCGUUGUGGUCAGAGUUUCGAUUGGUGAUGUGGAGAGGACAGGGCAGGUAGAGAUCACUGCUGCAUGGGACAGGCAAGCCACAGCACAUGAUGCCAGUCCGGGGCUGUCAGACCUCAGAGCGAUCUCACAACGGCGCACAACCCACGGAAGCACCACGAGCAUACGCGGCAGGACUAGGUUGCACGAGCCUCCCCCGUGUCCGAGUCGCCUCGCCUCGCCUCGCCUCGCCUCGGUCCACGACUGUCGAAGGAAAAAAAAAAAGAGCCAAGCGUGAUGGGGACUGUGUUGUAAUAGAACGGACACCCACCGUCGUCAGCUGGGACCCUGGUCCACUGUAUGGAAUCACGACGAGGGUCCUCCUAUCUUUGGGUUUCGAGCUAGUCGUAUUAUUGCUGGUCAGUCCCGUUCAGCACCAAGGGGGGUUUGGAUGGAUGGGAAGGGAUCCUUGCCUGCCUCCACGACCG